UGCAACAACGUGCAAGACAUGCAAGAAGGAGGACGUGUAGGCUGAUCUGCAUCGUCGUUUUCAACAUUUUGCUGUCAAUUCACCAAGUCGGAAACACUUUUGUUCGAAACAAAGAAAGCAAUUGAUUGUGACUUUUCACACACGUGGCCCUUUCGUUAUUGAAGAAAUUUUCUUUUGGACGCUGUGCAGUGUUUUGUUUGGCCAGUCCUUCACAAAAAUGUCACCAUCCGUGCCAUGUGAACUGGUCCGAUGAAUGAACUGAGUGAAUGAAAAACUUGAGUAGGGCCUCCUAUCCUAUUUUGGUACAUUUACUUAGCUUCUGGUCGUGGAACUCGUCGCAGAACUCAAGAUGAAGGUGAAGAUGUUGAGUCGUAACCCUGACAAUUAUAUUCGGGAAACCAAGAAUGAUAUUCACAAAGUUCCAAGGAACUAUGAUCCCUCCUUGCAUCCCUUCGAGGCAUCAAGGGAGUACAUCCGAGCGCUGAAUGCCACCAAGUUGGAGCGAGUCUUUGCCAAACCAUUCCUGGGAGCCCUAGAGGGUCACACGGACGGCGUGCAUUGUAUGUUCAAGCAUCCCGGCAGCUUGUCGACGCUUUUGUCCGGGGGUUGCGACGGACAGGUCAAAAUUUGGAAUCUGUCGACCAGAAAGUGUGAGCGAACCAUCGCUGCCCACAGCGGGUUUGUGAGAGGCGUCUGCACGGACAGAAAAGCAACAAAUAUCUUCACGGUGGGAGAUGACCAGACAGUCAAACAGUGGAGCAUGGCGCCACCCGAGUACGGCAAACAAGAAACACCCCUCAAUACCGUAAUUGGAAAGACAGUAUUUCAGUCCAUUGACCACCAUUGGCAGGAUGCCAAGUUUGCCACCAGCGGUCAGCAAGUGGACAUAUGGGACGAGCAACGGUCAGAGCCCCUGCGGUCAUUCACCUGGGGGACAGACAGUGUACACAGUGUUAAAUUUAAUCCGAUAGAGACAUACAUGCUGGCCAGCUGCACGGCCGACCGUAACAUCAUUCUGUACGACAUGCGGGGGUCGACGCCCCUGAGGAAACUACUACUCAACAUGCGCACAAACACGAUAGCGUGGAACCCGAUGGAAGCGUUUACGUUCACUGCAGCUAACGAAGAUUAUAACCUUUAUACAUUUGACAUUCGGAAGUUAGACAUAGCGCUCAAUGUUCACAUGGAUCACGUAUCGGCCGUCAUGGACGUCGACUACUCACCCACCGGGAAGGAGUUUGUCAGCGGAAGCUUUGAUAAAUCCGUCCGGAUAUUUCCAUCAGAUAGGGGCCGCAGCAGGGAAAUCUAUCACACCAAGCGAAUGCAGCAUGUGACCUGCGUCAGAUGGAGUCUUGACAACAAAUAUAUCCUCUCCGGCUCCGACGAAACCAACAUCAGAAUCUGGAAAGCUGAGGCAUCAGAAAAGUUAGGAAAGCUGCAAAAGAGAGAGGUAGCGGCUUUCGAGUACAACGCCAAACUGAAGGAGAAAUUUCGUCACCACCCGCAGCUAAAGCGCAUCCGACGGCACCGGCACGUCCCGAGACCCAUCUACCAGGAGGGCAAGACCAUCCGGGUGCAACGGGAAUCCAUCAAGAGAAAGACUGAGAACAGACGGCGACACAGUAAAAAGGGAGCAGUGCCUCACGUUCCAGAGAGAAAGAAAGGAAUUAUCACUGUGGUGGAGUAAACUUUUGUCCAUUUUUAUGUUUUGGUUUUUUUUUUCGGGAGGGGGAUUUUUUUUAACCUUAACCUUUUCAAAUCCUCCAAAAUCCUCUUUGCAAUAUGAAAGAUUUUACAGGACUGAGGCUAUGUGGCAAAAAUGUGUGGCUAAUUUUGGAGGAUGCACUGUGUCAUGGUCUUA
Patiria miniata (bat star) is the source of this 1861-nucleotide messenger RNA. It is a transcript of the gene dcaf13, whose product is annotated as DDB1- and CUL4-associated factor 13-like. Gene Ontology annotation, biological process: maturation of SSU-rRNA from tricistronic rRNA transcript (SSU-rRNA, 5.8S rRNA, LSU-rRNA). Bases 350 to 1687 code for a protein of 445 amino acids. The record is from RefSeq and is a predicted model, not a curated record. Gene Ontology annotation, molecular function: protein binding. NCBI's taxonomy places the organism in Eukaryota, Metazoa, Echinodermata, Asteroidea, Valvatida, Asterinidae. Gene Ontology annotation, cellular component: small-subunit processome; nucleolus. The transcript is spliced from 10 exons.